Portunus trituberculatus (swimming crab) is the source of this 5101-nucleotide messenger RNA. It is a transcript of the gene Scgalpha, whose product is annotated as alpha-sarcoglycan-like. Gene Ontology annotation, cellular component: sarcoglycan complex; membrane. NCBI's taxonomy places the organism in Eukaryota, Metazoa, Arthropoda, Malacostraca, Decapoda, Portunidae. The transcript is spliced from 12 exons. Gene Ontology annotation, molecular function: calcium ion binding. The record is from RefSeq and is a predicted model, not a curated record. Bases 367 to 1674 code for a protein of 435 amino acids.
UUAGGUUGCAUGUGAGGACUUGGUACCAUAAAGAACGUGACAAGAAAGCAAUGUGAACAUGACUUAGGGUCUGGAUUAUUUUUUGUGCUGUAUACAUUUCAUUGAUACUGUUGUCCCUGGUGGGUUUCUCUUCUGGUUAAUGGAUGUAGUUAUAGUGUAAAUUAAAUAAUACUGUUGCCACAUUUACAUACUGUUGUUGUCCAGAUCAGAAAUUGUAGGUUUGUAAAUCGAUGAAAAAGUCAAAAUAGCCUACGGUAGAUAAUAACCGAGUACACACUGCGCUCCUACCACAACUAUCGUACUACUUCUACAACCACCGCCACCGCCACUGCUACAGUGCUACUACUACUGCUGCUGCUAAUAGAGAUGAAAAAGGCAGCAGUAAUGGUGAACGUGGUGGUUGGGGUAUUAGUGGUGCUGGCUGCUGCUCCCACCACACAGGCCCUGACCACUGAGGCACAGUCUUCCCAGCUGUUUAUUCUUCCACUGACACAUCAUAAUUUUAGCUUUGAAUCUGCAGGAGUGUCCUACGUGCCCAGCCUUCUGAACAUGCCUGAUCUGCCAAGCUGGCUCCACUACUCUUACUCCCCAGCUGUCUUCACUGGCUUUGUCUACGGUGUGCCACCUGAAGGCCUGCAAGACUUCCAGGUGGAGGUGGUUGCGCGGGAUACUCACACGUACGAGACAGCUCACCGAGUGAUCAGGGUGGAUGUCGAGCAGCAGCCCAAAAAGCCGUUUGAGGUGGGCUUCAAGAUCAAGAACAUGAACGUGGAUGAGCUGCUGGUGGGCCAUCGCUGGGACCGCUUGUACAAUGUGAUUCACAAUGAUCUGUGGAAUAAGAGUGCACAUGACCUUACUGUGACCUACUUGGCCUCAGCGACCCAACACGGUGAUCGCCUUCCAGCCAGGCCUGAUGUGAAGGAAGGGGUGUAUGUCACCUAUGGAAGCUCAAUGCCAUUCUCUGCAGCCUUGCUAGAGCUGGAAAAAGAAGUGAAGCCUCUUUGGGACCAUCACCCGUGCCCUUCCUACUUCAAGAAGGCCUCGUACGAGAGAUUCUUCCGCCAACACAAUUUUGCCGUUGACUGGUGCAGCUUCAGACUGAACAACAACUCAGUGCAGUCUGAGAGGAUGAGACAGAAUAUGAUUGUGGAGGAUAAGGAUCUCAGGUCUCCAGUGAUCUCAGCCUUGGAGAAUGAAGGGCGUGUUCAUUUGAUGCGGAGAGAUGAGGUGGAGAAGCGUUCAUACACCUUUGAUGUGGUGCAUACCAUCCUCAUCCCUUUAGUGGUGAUGGUGGUGCUGCUGGGACUGCUCACCCUGGCCAUGUGCUGCCACCGAACCAACAUGGAUCAAAGCUCCAGUGACUUUUUCGACGAACUAUUUGAUGAUUUUCCGCGGAUCCCUAAAGGGCAGGACAUCCAGAUGGUGCAGUACGCCAGCUUCCACCGUGCCACUGAGGCUCUGAGGUCUCUUAAGGGACGUGAGCACUCCCCUCACCCCUCCACAGCCACGACCACAACCCAGGUGGACACACUCACCCGCUCCCGCACUGCCAGUCCCUCCUCCACCUUACCCAGGAACUCCACUCUGGGGAGUCGGCGUUUUGAGGACUAUGCUACACUGAGCCGACCAGACCCUCCUCCUUACCAGCGCAAUGGUAUGACGCCAACUCGCUAAAGAACACACCUACAACACCUGAGCUGCAGGUUAACAAGUCAGGAGGACCAGGUGCAUGUAGGUGUUAGCACAUGCUGAGUUUCAUGUAGUCAGUGGGAAUCCAGGUACAUGAUUACUAACAUAUCAUUUCAAGAAAUGUAGCUAUGAGGCAUUUAUCAGGAGCUGCUUUAUCAAAUGGUGUACUGCAGUCUCCUUCUCUUCUUAUGUUCUUGUAGAAGUAGUUAUAUAAAGAAGAACUAACCAUUAUACAAGUUAUCGUAGUAGAUAUUUUAGAUUUGAAUAUUUAUUUUGUUGUUUUCAAGGUGGCAACAAGGAGGUUAAUGAAUCUGGUCCCAUGCAAUGAUAAUGCAGUUGGGUUAUGAAUUAUGAAGUGCUUACUAUGUUAUAAGUUUAGAUAUUUAUUUAUCUCUUAAGAAAUGACAAUUUCUAGUCAAGAAGAUUCAGGAGCAUCUCUGCUAUUUAAUUUAGGUGAUCAAAAUAAUAGUAUUUCAUUGUAAAUGACAAGUAUUAUUGUGUGUUAGAAAUGUAAAGUCAGGGAGCACUAUGAUAAAGUUUUUUUUUUUUUUUUUACUAAAAGCAACAAAAAAGUAAAAAAGAAAGCCCCAGCAAAAGGUGCCAUUUUCCAAAGACAACAAUCCAAAAGAAGAUUCAUUGUUAUGUGAAGUGCUGUCUUGCAACAAUAAUGCUGAUGCUUCAUAAUGAAGAGGGCACUGCUCCUCUGCCCAAAGCAGCUGCCAUGUGUAGGGAUCAAACUUGGACCCUUUUAGUGUUUGGCUUACUGCUCAGCUGCCCUGGACCUUUGUCAUUAUCUAGUCAUACCCCAACAUCUUUGUUCUAGUAUGAGUUAUUGAUAGCACAUCUUAAAGCUGCUGCUUCAAGAAUAUUUUUAUGAGUACGCUAUAAAAAACUCUAUGAUCUGCAGUACAUGUGACAUAUAAAAAACUCUUCAUAAUCAUCACCAUUCUAUUUAACAUCCAUCAACAAAUCUCUCUUGUGAGAAGGCCUUGUCUGCAGGGAAUCUUGAGCUGUAGAAGAAGGUGUUAAUGCGCAAUAUAGGUGUAGCCAUGAGUGGUAGUGGGUAGCAAAUAGGGAGUAGCAACACAUGAAUGUAGUUUGUGUCACAGAUGGUUGAAAUCACUCCUGCAUUCAGGGCCACCCAGGAACAAAGGCCCAGAAACUAACAUGCUUUGUUGAUGCUUGACACGUGUUUUUAAUACACACCCCUUCAAUUAUACAGUGCCUGCGGCAUCCCAUACAACACACAACACAACACAGUUUACUGCAUGGUAAAUUACAGUACAAUUCUGCGCCAAUUGUUUGUGGUUAAGGCAGCCUCCGCCAUGCAGUCACACAUGAUGGAACAUCCCUCUUACCAGAUACAACUUAACACCUAACUAGAGACCAUGGUACACUUUGAUGUCCUCCUUUAGAACACUUUUCAUCCCCCCUUGGGACACUUUACGUCCCCCCCAGGAACCCUCUGGAAAUUAAAUAACAUACGUUACCCUUUCGUCACACUUCAACAGGGUAUUAGGGUCUCUGAGUUAAACACACUUCCUAAGUAUGCACAGAUCUUGCUACAACACUAUACCUGUUAAGAGGGCUGAACACUGGGUUGGUAGACGGUCCCAAAGAAUAUGUAGCUGUCAGGAAGGUCAGGGCAAAUAUGGCUGACCUCCUGUGUCCAGCUUCCUUCUCAAGUGAGAUGACAGACUUGACAUAUAGGUUCCUCCACGGAGUUAAUACUUGCACUGUGCAUUGACACACUCUUCUACAAAUCUUUCAUGAAAAAUUUUCAUUAAUUAUUACUGUCCUCAACUUUAUUACUACUACUCAUAUACUCCAACCUAGAGAAAAAUGUCUCAUGAGUCUUUCACUCCUUGAGGUGGUUGACAAUCUUUUCUGUUCAUUGUUUUAUUGUGCUCCCCUACACUGUCAACAGAUUUUGUUCAGUCUAAAGCUGUCAGUUGUUUUGAUCCAGCAGGAAUUGUGUAUGUUGAUUUUUGUACACAUCAUUUUCUUUGUGUGUGUGUGUGUGUGUGUGUGUGUGUGUGUGUGUGUGUGUGUGUGUGUGUGUGUGUGUGUGUGUGUGUGUGUGUGUGUGGUAGAUACUUUCUUUCCUGGUGUUCAAUUUUCUUAUGGUUUUUUCUACACACCAUCACCAGGUCUUCACUCCAAAACUUGUGGUUACUCUGUUCCCUCAUGAUUCUCUCUCUCUCUCUCUCUCUCUCUCUCUCUCUCUCUCUCUCUCUCUCUCUCUCUCUCUCUCUCUCUCUCUCUCUCUCUCUCUCUCUCUCUCUCUCUCUCUCUCUGCAUUAGGUAGGUACAUAUGCUUGAGUCACUUGCCCAUCAGAUAUAUUUAUUGUUUGAACAUGGGUUUAUUUCUGAAAGUUACCUGCACGGUUUCAUAAGGAAUAACUUAGUGACAGAGGAUUAAUAAUAACAAGGCAACAGUACAAUUCCUGCACCCUGACAGCUUUGAUUACUAUAUGUCCUGAUGAAAAUACUCACCAUCAGCACAAAUGAAGCUUUAAUAUUCUCUUAGAUGUAGUGUUGCUUAAUAUACUGUCCUGCUGCUUACCUACAAAAUAGUCAUGUAGAGUAAGCUUGUUUUUGUUGUGUUAUUGAUUUGAUUGGUCGACUGGAAUUAUAUCAUAGCAGUUUAUUGAUAUGUAUUUGUAAGACAAUAAUAAGUUUUCAGCAGAGUUAUCAGAAAUACUCUUAGUGUUUUAAUAUGUUGUUAACAUUUUUAUUUUUACAAUGAGCUCGUGUCUUGCAGAGAAGUAUAAAACGAUGUUACUUACCCAAUGCCUCUGUAUGUUUUUAAUCUGACGGCUUAAUUUCUGAAGUUAUUAGCUUCCCAGAGCAUGAUCUUUUAAUGAGGUGCAUUGAAGUCUCUGCCAAAACCUUCCUUAAAUCAGCACAACUUUUCUGUUGAAGUUUUCUAAGUGAUACCAGUGCAGUGUUGUGUAUGUUACCACCACUUAGAGUUAUGCUGUGUUAAUUAAGUAUAAGGAGUGUGAAGUUGUUGCCAUAAUCUAGUCAUCUAAAUUAUUUCAUGUAUUAUUGUGGAUUCAAUACAAUUCUGUGGAGAUUUUAAUAAGUGUGUGUGUGUGUGUGUCCUUUUGUCCUGUCCUUAAUAAAUUUGUGUGUGUGUGUGUGUGUGUGUACUUUCAUUAUAGUCUUAUAUUUCAAAAUACUUCAAUUUGUCAUCAAAAUGAUUUUCAAAGGCCACCAGAGAUGAUUAGUCGUAUUCUUUUUAAUGUUUUCUAUUAGUGAAGCAGAUUCCUCGAUAAGAUUAUCGCUAUUCUAAUGAAAUAUUUAUUAUAAUUUCAAUGCUUUAUUGCAGUUGUAGAUUAUAAUAAAUGUGCGUUAUCAUGUACCCUUCUGCCAGUUUUUUAAUAGAAGUCAAUUUAAGACACCCAAA